UAGAAAAUUUUUAAUCUAGCUUUCAAUAUUGCAAAUUUCUCGCAUAUUAACUGCGUGCAAGAACAGCAGCUCUCCAAUGAAUUAAUACAGUUACUUAAAAUACAAUUAAGCUCUUAUCUUUUCCUAGACUAUCUUGAGCUUAAUAUAAGUUUAUAUAAUUACACGAUAAAAAGACUUUUUUUUAUUUUUGUUGAUCGCGUCGCCAGCGCUGAGAGAUUCAAGGAAGUAGGAUAUCAGACUCUCUUUCUCUCUUUUUUUUUUCUCUUUCUCCAGUUUUAGCUGAAAAACUAGAAAGUGGUGCAUUUGGCGUUUGUAUCUCGUUGAUGUCGCCGUGCUCGUUGCGGCGAAUGCGAGGACGGAUAGCUUGCUCUUCGUUUUAUCGUGAUACAUACAUGCACCAGCGGAAAGCUUUCGCGAUGCUUAACGUAUUAACCGCAACGUUGGUCGCGUUGAUAUCGUUUGCAUCCGCUAACUUUUUUGAGGUAAAUUUGUCGGAAUGCCCAGAUACAGAGUAUCAUUCUUGCAAUUUUCCAUAUAUGUGUCGUAUAUUUAUACAGCUUGAAAUAAUAAAUAACAUCUGCGCGAGAUCAAUUCAGUUGUUUUAUCCAAAUUUAAAUCGUAGUUGCUUUCGUUAAAUUUAUUUUUAAGUGUCUUUUGUUGAGAUUUCCAAAUAGAAAGGUCUUAAUAUUUUUAUAAAUGAUAUAAUAGCGAAAAAUUUGACAGCUAAAAUAAAAUAUGUUUGAUUUGGUGGGAUUUCCGAGGAAGCCAAUACAUUUGAGUCUUAAUUAACUUUGCAAAUCUAAUAACAUCUCAGCAGCAAUAUCUCCGCUAUCGAAUGGAUAUGUUAGCUAAAAAGCGAAAGUGGAUUCGCAAACGAAGAAGAUCUUCGCUUAUCGAGAAACCUUCGAUGUGAUUGCAAGGAGAGGAUGGCUGGAAGAGGGGUUUUCUAUCUUGGGACAGAUGAUUGGAGUCCGCUUUUGCCACUUCUACGAUCGCAAUAUCCAAGAAAUUGUAGAGGAUGGCACGGAUCGCCUCAGAAAUGAAAACAGUCGGGGUCCUGUCGCGUCCUGACGAAGCAGAGCCAGGACGGAGUAGAAUCAAGUAUAUCGAAGGAUUACACGCACGGUGAGGUAUCAAUCACGAGAGCCGUUCGAAUAGUUCAAUUUCAUCCAAGAUGAGCUUGCGCCAAAUCUUACCGUGGAUGUGGUGUUUCUUGAUUACGAGCGAGUGUUACAACGUAAAGAAUAGAGGUGAAGACGGUUCGAAGUUGAUACGCAUCGGUGGUGAUAUCAUCUUUGGCGGUAUCUUUCCAAUGCAUGAGCAAAUCUCACCCUCCACCGGCCAGUCACCAUGUGGGGCUGUGAAAGAAGAGAAGGGCAUGCAACGAUUGGAAGCUAUGUUGUAUGUUCUGGAUCAGAUUAAUGCUGAUCCAGACCUCCUGCCAAACACAACGCUGGGAGCUGUCAUCCUCGAUUCAUGCAGCAGCGAUACUUAUGCUCUGGAUCAAAGCAUGGAGUUCGUCAGAUCGUACAUGAAUCAGGAUAUAUCGGAGUACAAAUGCGAAAAUAACAAGACUCCAAUUUAUGUUCCUCAUAAGCCAGUAUCAGGGGUGAUAGGCGCCGCAUUUAGCGUGGUUUCUAUCAUGGUGGCCAAUAUCUUGCGGCUUUUCAAGAUACCGCAAAUAAGUUACGCAUCCACCAGCACAGAACUCUCGGAUAAAAGUCGUUUCGAGUAUUUUAGCAGAGUGGUACCACCUGACAAUUUUCAGGCACAAGCAAUCGUCGAGGUGAUCCAUCUGCUCGGAUGGAAAUAUGUUUCUACGGUUGCUGUGGAAGGCGAGUAUGGCGAGAAGGGCAUCGCCAGUUUCAUUGCCCUUUCGACUGAAUACAACAUCUGUGUCGCAGUCAGCGAGAAGAUCCUGAGAAAUUCCAAGCCCGAGGACUUCGAUAGAAUAAUCGAACGACUGAGCUCGAAGCACAAUGCCAGAGGGGUUAUAAUAUUCGUCGACGAGGAUAACAUAAGGAAGCUGCUUCAGGCAACGGUAAGGGCCAAUCGCACGGGCCAUUUCAUGUGGGUGGGUAGCGAUUCGUGGGGCGCUAAAGUUCAUCCCGUCCGAGAUCAAGAGUUUGCAGCGGAAGGUGCCAUCACCAUCCUGCCCUAUAGAAACGCCCUUAGAGAUUUCGACACCUACUAUAUGAACUUGCGGCCGAGAAUGGGCAACGAGUGUAAGGGCCAGACAGAGAGCAAUGUUCCCCAUAAAUUGUUGCCGGGGAAGAUGGUGAAUUGUCGGAAUAUCUGGUUCCGGGAAUUCUGGUCGCAACAUCACAAAUGCACCUUCAGUGCGAAUGCAUCGAUCAACGUGACGCGCUGCACCGGCAAGGAGGUGCUUUCCGAUUAUGAACAAGAGGGUCUGGUGCCUUUUGUCGUGGAUGCCGUUUACGCUAUGGCACACGGUGCUCACAACGUCAUCGAGGAAGAAUGCGUAAAUAAUUUGGGCACGUCGCAUUAUCUUUGUGAGACUCUCGUACCAGCACCGGAUGGUCCGAGACUCCUCCAACAUAUUCGGAAUGUCAGUUUCACUGGUCGCCAAAACACGGAGAUUAAGUUCAACGCUGAUGGGGACGCCUACGGAUUUUACAACAUCUAUCAGUAUCAAAGGAAGGAAGAGGGUCGCUUCGAUUACACCCUCAUCGGCACGUGGAGGGAAGAGCUCGCUCUGGACAUUAACAUGACACGCUGGGCGACGGGAGUCGGCGAGUUUCACAUUCCACGUAGCAUGUGCAGCGAUAACUGCCCGAUGGGACACGUCCGCAAUUUUGUAGAACCCUGCUGUUGGAGUUGUGUUGGCUGCCGGGAGGAUGCCUACGUGUACAACGACACAUGCAAGAAGUGUAAUCCCGGAUAUGCGCCGAAUGCUACAAUGACAGGCUGCGUCAAGCUCACCGCAGAGGUCAUACCUUGGACAAGUCCAUGGGCGCUGGUACCGCUGAUAUUCGCGUCGAUCGGCAUGCUCAGCACCCUCUUCACCACUGUGGUAUUCAUACGAUUUAAUCGUACUCCGGUGAUUAUGGCAUCGGGACGCGAGCUAUGUUACGUCCUUCUGGUGGGCAUUCUCUCGUGCUACGGCAUGAGCUUCGUUAUACUGAGCAAGCCGACUACGUGGAAUUGCACAUACCUCAGAAUCGGCCUCGGUCUCUGUCUCAGUAUAUGUUACAGCGCGAUCCUCACCAAGACGAAUCGUAUAUCGCGGAUAUUCAACCAGGGCACGAAGAAGAUCAAGAGGCUCUCCUACACAUCGCCCAAGAGCCAAGUGGUAAUCGCUAUCGGAAUUACCGCGGUCCAACUAAUUGGCACCAUCGUGUGGUUAAUGAUCGAACCGCCGGACACCACGGAGAUCCAUCCUUAUCCGCUGUCCGCGGUGCUGACGUGCCGCGUGUCCACGUUCUCGCUGAUGAUGUCUCUCGUCUACAACAUGUUCCUGAUCCUGAUGUGUACUUUGUACGCGUUCAAGACGCGCAAAAUCCCGGAGGACUUCAACGAGGCUAAGUACAUCGGCUUCACCAUGUACUCGACGUGCAUCGUCUGGCUGGCCUUCGUGCCCAUUUAUUUCGGCACCAACAACGAUUAUAAGGUACAGAUCGCGAGUAUGUGCAUGUGCAUCAACAUUUCCGCUUCGGUCGCCCUCGGUUGCCUCUUCACCCCCAAGGUCUAUCUGGUGCUGUUCCAGCCUUAUAAGAACGUUCGCCCGGGACAUCCUAACACGGGCGGCAUGCAGAGCGGAAAUCGCGGAGCGUACAGCAUGCGCUUCGCCGGCGGUCGCAGCCAGACGAUGCAGAGCGUGACCUCGGCCUCGCGUAGCAGCCCUCCAAUGUCUCGCGCGGCACCGGCACGUGCGGACGAGCGGAAGCACGCGAACGAGCACCCUCGGGCGAGGAUGCGCGAGACCGAGGCGGAGGUGUAUGUCAACGAUGACGAUGACGGCGGCGGCGAAGGCGGCGGUAACAAGGCCGACAGAAGGGACGAUAGAAGAAGCGCCGGCGGAAGUCGCGAGAGAGACGGCGGCGCCGGUAGUGACGGCUGCGACUUAGGUGACAGCAGCGACGACGACGACGACGACGACGACGACGACGAAGAGGAGCGCAAGCUGUCAACCGUUCAGGAACUCUCGGAGCUCAACGCCGUCAGUCCGCCGAUGAAUCGUCUGGCCGUGUGCCGAACCUGCGAGAGGAGUCGGGCCGGGUCUGAUCAGCCGAGCGAUCGUGACGAAGCCGCGAUCAGCAGCAUCUCCGAGAGAGUAGAAGCGCGCGCGAGGAAAGAGGGAUCGUGCCUGAACGAGGAGCAGAUUCUAAGCUACGCCGACUCGCCGACCUUCUCCGAGUUCUCUUCGUAGUAUUCGGACUCGGUCACUUCGAUGCGGAGUGACAAAUACCCUUCAGCACCCUUCGAGGACCGAGGACCAGCGCGAAGGGCCUCGUCUGCUUGGCCGUACUCGACAGCAUUUUAUAAGCGCCAGGCGUUUUAUACAUUCCCGUAAAGUGUGAGUGAUUCGACAACCCUUGCUCAACUCUUUGCACUCGCGUGUUUGUUGUGCCAAUAUAUGAUGCGAUACGUAGAAUUAUAUAUUUCAAUCUGACAAAUCUUCUUUAAUUAAAUAAUAUUA
Molecule: messenger RNA, 4660 nt
Organism: Nylanderia fulva
Lineage: Eukaryota; Metazoa; Arthropoda; Insecta; Hymenoptera; Formicidae
Source: RefSeq, a predicted model, not a curated record